Amoebophrya sp. A25 is the source of this 2379-nucleotide messenger RNA. NCBI's taxonomy places the organism in Eukaryota, Dinophyceae, Syndiniales, Amoebophryaceae. The record is from the annotation of a GenBank genome assembly.
GGCUCGCGGGCAGCGGAUGAGCGAUCGAUGAUCGAGGUCAUUCGUCAUUGGGCAAGUAAUUCCGCAUUAUCUCUACUUCGAUGUCUUCUACUUCGUCUAUCACAUCAGAUAUUCGAAGGCAAUAAACAUCAACAUGUCUUUUGACUCCGCCUCUAUCAUUUCGUCCCGAGCGGAGGGGUCGAUCGGCUGGUCGUUGCUAGAGCGGCUUUCUGCUGACUUCAAAGACGCUGAGCCGCUUGCAGCGAUAGACAGCUGGGAUGUGCAAGGGACAGCAGAACUAGAAGGAUCGACCGUACUGGAUGGUAAAAAUGCAUAUCAGCUUCUCCAGAAAGAGGCUUUCGGGAGCAAUUUCGAGGGCACAAGCUUCCUCUUCAACUACGUUCUUUUGCUCACCAGCGUAGUGAUUUUAGACGCCUACGAGAGGGGUCAGGAGAGGUUUCUGUCUAGUAGAACUUUCAAAGUAGACGAGGAAAUUUUGGAUUUGGAUGGACCUUAUCGUGGUGCCAGAACAGAGAAGAGACCAGCAGGGUUUUCACUGCAAAAGUUCCUUUUCGAGCUUUUUGGCCUGAUGGUUCCUCUAACGCUAGUCGGCUCGAUGCCCCAGUAUCUUCCCUUGUACUGGCUGAGCGCAACAGUGGCAGUGAUUGCUUUUUGGGCAGUGUUGAGGAAGUCUUCCUCCUUGAAUAAUCAUAGCUGCGGCGAUGAAUCCGGACAAAAGCUCAAGAGAAUAGCAACGGACGAGAGUCCUCGAAUUGAUACUCAAGGACGCGGCAAAAGUGGGUCGUCCUCAAAGAUGAAGCGCGUGGCGCGUUCACGGUCCUCUUCGCGGUCUGGUGCUCCUAAAGCGGGUGCUGCUAAAACAAGAACUUCGCGAGGAGAUGCUGAUCAGGGUAGGAUUUCAGCAGAGGAAUGCACACCGACAUUCGACAAGCAAUCAGGAGGGCCAGCACCAACAUCUUCAUCUGCGUUGACGAACAAGAGUUCUUCUGCUUCCAUCCAUUACCGGUUCGUCUCAGAGUAUAAAGCAUGCAUGAUGUGUGCUACGUCCUUGAUGAUCUUGGCAGUGGACUUCCCCUCCAUGUUUCCACGCCGCUUUUCCAAGGUGAUGCACCAGGGCUACUCGCCGAUGGACCUUGGGGUUGGUAGCUUCGUUUUCGCCAACGGCCUAAUUUCCGGCAGUGGCAAGCAAACAGCGCUGUUGAGAAAUAUGGAAAGACGUACUAGUCCGACAAGCCCGUGGAAAAAGCGAGCGCAGACACAUUUGCCGCUGAUUAUCCUGGGAUUUGGUCGUUUUUUCUGGGUGUGGGGAAUGGCGCAUUAUGUACCUAAUGAAGAGUACGGCGUACACUGGAAUUUCUUUUGCACCCUAGCGGUCGUUCGAAUAUUAGGCGACGGAUGGGAAGCAUUUCUCGAAUCCGUCUAUUUCCUCUUGGGUAUGAGCGCUACAGCAUUAGGAAGAGCAGAUGAAAUCAUACCACAAGAAGAAGAAAGAGCAACACGUGGAGGUAAGGCAAGCAGGAAAAAUGUCAAAGCGGUUAGCAGUGUUAUGCGUUUUUUCGUUCAAGUCCUGCCAGCACUAGCUGUGUGCGGAGGCUUAGAGAUGUGGCUCAAUGUGUACGGUGGUCGAGCUUGGAUGCUGGCGUCUGACGACAUGGUUCCUCGCGACACUUUUCUCACCGCCAAUCGUGAGGGCCUGAUAUCCUGCGUUGGUUUCUUCGGGCUUUACAUGGCAGCAUCCUCGAUCGGGCGUCAAGGCCUGGAGAAUUUUGCGUUUUUGCGGUGUGGAAUCGCGUCCGGUGCUAUUGUUGCAUUCGCGCCUGAAACUCCUGCACGUCGGUGUUGCGAUCUGCCAUAUGUCAUGCAUAUUAUAUCCUGCAAUUGCGUGCUCGUGGCAGCGUUGCGAGCGAGGGAUGAAAUUGCACAAGAAGUUUCCUCUGAGGUUUCUGCUGGAACGGACGAAAACAGUUCUGCUACAGCAUCCUCACUCGACGAUGGUGCUAAAAACGGAGUUGGAAAUGGAACAAGAAGCGACCACCCACGUAAAUCACUAGCAUCACGAAAACCUCCUCCCAGCUCUAGGAGACAACCCCUGCCGCUUGUGCUAGAAGGUCUACAAGGAUCGCAACUUUUCUUCUUUCUGGUGGCCAAUCUUCUUACCGGACUUGUCGGGAAACUCUUCUGGACACUUCUGAUGCCAUUCUGGCACGCUGUAGCCAUAAUGUUUAUAUACUCACUAACAUGGAUGACAGCAGCAUACGUCCUGGCAACAUAUCAAAUUAAAGUCAAGUUUUGGUAACUUGCAAACGGCUGGUUUGGCAUGGUAAGCGAGUAGUUUUCACAAACUGCACGGGCCUUUUUUCCGGUAGCUUUCACUGCAAC